AUGUGGUCGCACGUGACGCGUCACGUGACAUUUCCACCGAGUGCUCACUCGCUAUAUAUCGAACCGGUAUUUACCAUUUGUAAAUCAGUCACAAAAUCCAUGGACCAGUACGGCGAGAUCCAUCGAAUUUUGGUCACGUAUGUCCGCGCCGUCCGCACGGUUCCGGCAGACGUGUUGACGCGAAAGGCCGAGAUCCUCGGCGCCAAAUUCGGGCUCGAAACGGAACCGCAAGUGCUCUUGCGAGACCUCAUCUCCACCAUAAACGUCAACAUCGAAAAGUUGGGCUUCAAAAUCGAUGUGGUGCGUGACCAGGACACCAGUGUGGUGCGCUAUGUCUUUGUCAACACUCGAUUUGACGAGUUUAUCCAAGGGUGUACCGCUUACACGCCUGCGGAGCUAGACGCCAUCAAACACCUUAUAGAUAGCAUUGUAGAGUCGCGCGAGUAUGCGUAUAGUGUUCUGUAUGCCAUGGCGAAACAGCAGACCACCGCUGUGUUGAAGCAACGGACCAGCGAUGCGGUAGUGCUCUUGAGACGGCUUGUAGAGGAUGGCUGGUUCGAAAUGACGGAUCUGGACCGCAUGGUGCUCUCGCUGUUGUGUCUUGCCGAGUUGCGCACGUAUCUAGAUGACAAGUACGGGGUUUUGACGGACUCCGACGCCCAGGGGAAGCUUUUGCGGUGCAAUGUCUGUGAAGAGUUGGCGACCAUGGGCCGGAAAUGUCGCGGGUGUCAUGUGGCUUUCCAUCACAAGUGUUACACUGUUUAUGAGCGCGGUCAUGACCAGUGUCCGAAUGGACAAUGUAGGGAAAGCAUACGGGAGACGGUUGUGGUUGGACCCAACUAA
Molecule: messenger RNA, 843 nt
Organism: Australozyma saopauloensis
Lineage: Eukaryota; Fungi; Ascomycota; Pichiomycetes; Serinales; Metschnikowiaceae
Exons: 1
Coding region: 1-843 (280 amino acids)
Biological process (GO): double-strand break repair via homologous recombination
Cellular component (GO): nucleus; Smc5-Smc6 complex
Molecular function (GO): ubiquitin-protein transferase activity
Source: RefSeq, a predicted model, not a curated record